UCUUGCAUUUCGGCCUCCUUCCUCACAGUUCCUCUCUGAAAACCCUAGAGCCGAAAACAAGAUGCCGAAGCAAAUCAAUGAGAUUAAGGAUUUUCUUCUCACUGCAAGAAGAAAGGAUGCACGUUCAGUGAGGAUCAAGAAGAGCAAAGAUGUGGUUAAGUUCAAGGUUAGGUGCUCCAAGUACUUGUACACGUUAUGUGUAUUCGAUCAAGAGAAGGCUGAGAAGUUGAAGCAGUCACUUCCACCAGGUUUGAGUGUCCAAGACAUCUAGAUGCAGAAGUAGCUGGAAGUGUUUCUGGUUGAUUCGUAAAUGAGAACACUCUUUUUAUUUCUUCUCCUCUUCUUUAAACAUUAGUUCACCAACUUCUUAUGUGUUAUGGAUUUUUAGCUCAGAUAAUUAGUUUUUUAUUGUAUAAACAAACUUCAAUUUUGGUUUGCAUUGUAAACCAAAGUUGUGCACCACUUUUUGAAGGAGAGAUUUUGAUUCUGAGUUUCGCUUCUUAA
Molecule: messenger RNA, 504 nt
Organism: Papaver somniferum (opium poppy)
Lineage: Eukaryota; Viridiplantae; Streptophyta; Magnoliopsida; Ranunculales; Papaveraceae
Product: 60S ribosomal protein L38
Exons: 3
Coding region: 62-271 (69 amino acids)
Biological process (GO): translation; protein-RNA complex assembly
Cellular component (GO): ribosome; cytosolic large ribosomal subunit
Molecular function (GO): structural constituent of ribosome
Source: RefSeq, a predicted model, not a curated record